Molecule: messenger RNA, 2249 nt
Organism: Neodiprion virginianus
Lineage: Eukaryota; Metazoa; Arthropoda; Insecta; Hymenoptera; Diprionidae
Exons: 2
Coding region: 101-649 (182 amino acids)
Source: RefSeq, a predicted model, not a curated record
UCUUAUAAAUAUAAGCGCGCCGAGAGUACGCUCAGUUUGAGUCCUUAGUCGACUAUUGUUGGUCCGUGUAGUGCAGUGCAGCUUUUACUCCGUUUUAGUGAUGGAUUUCUUGGUAUACUUUUACUCCCUAAUGGUAUUAAUUACCAUGCAAGCUCUGAAUUUACAGGCGAUGAGUACCCGAUACGGGCUUCCUUCGUCACGGCUAAUUCCUGCUGGAACGGAAGAUGAAAGUAGUCAAGAAAAUUCGGUGAAGAAAUCGCUGGACCUGGAUUGGAGAACAAAUGUCGACGAUGACGCCAGUCUGCUAAUGCCAGCGGAUCCGCUCGUCCCUGCAACUUUAGCAGAGGCAACAAGACCCAGCAAACCGAACCGACCCGCUUUUACCUGGUGGCCUUCAAAGGUCGAUCGCUCGGAUAACUCGAAUGAAAUCCAAAGAAAAGCAAGCUCUCAGUCCGUUGGUCUCGACAUCGACCUCAAUCUCCGCCAAGACAAAUCGAAGACUGCGACUUUUGAAGAGAUCGAAACCAGGAAUGCGAAUAUUUACAACCCUCUCCUGAACCUCGACCAUUACCCGAUAGCCACGAAAAAGUACACGGUCGUUGAGCUUGAAAACAUGAACGCAAAUCAUUACAACCCUUAUCUUGACUAGAUGAACAUCAUGCGAUACCUGUGAUGUUGUAUAAUUGAGAUUGAAUUGGGUUUUCCGGGCCGAACAUUGCGGUUCCAUAUUUAAUCGAUUCAGUUAUUAUGAAUUCCAUCUCUUUUUGCACAGGAGAAAACGACGUUCCAUGACUUUAGAAAUGUACCAUGCUCGUAUCUACAACGGUUGUUACAUCGUACACGGUGUAAUAUAUUACGGUGCUAUCGAAGUUGGAAUAGGACAGGAAACGGGACUUGAUAUAAGAGAAAUGAUUUUUAUUUUCAAUUGAAUACCGGUAUUCAGGGGUGAUUUUCGCGGUAAACUUGGCUAAACUCUGGUUCGGCUUGCACAUCGUCGAGGCGCAAGACGGGGACCUCCCACGACGAUACCUGCCUCGGUAGGACAAUUGGUACGUAGGCGACAAGCGGACACCUGAUCACUCGUAAUUAUGAAUGUUGAAGCAGAGAUUGAGUUACAAACGAGCGUUACUAAGCGCCAUAUGGACCGGCAUCUCAUUGCUUGCACAACGUCUAGUCGAUACGUGCGGGCUUCGGGAGAGUAUAAUCGCAGCGAGAUUAGAUUGGAGCUUUGCUGUUUGCUGCAGGACAAAGAGUAAAAAAACAGACGCAAAAGAAAAACUGGAUAUCGUGUUAUGUAAAUGUGCAGGGGUCAAGUGCGACCGGCAAAAGAUAUAGCGAUAACUGAGAACUAUGUGUAGGUGUUUAACAAUAAGGUUACGGAUAUUACAGAUUAUAGAUACGCGUGAAUGCGAGGUGCGGAUGGUUGAGAAACACGGUUAUUGGGAUUCCUAUUACUGUUUAUUUAAAAAACUGAAAAAAAAGAAAACUUUUCUGCGAGAAUAACAAACUUUUGGCUUAUGUGACUAGUUGUAAUACUCAGCGGCAAUACUAACAGUAACGUGGCUUAGGAUAUUAAUGAAUCAUUGUUACGGUCCAUAACUAUUGAAUGUAAGUCUUAAGUAUAUAAACAUAAAAUAUUAUACAUAAUAUAAAAUAUGCUAUAAAGUACAAGUUAUUUGAUUUCAAACUUUCCUGCUCCCGAUCAACGAACACCUUAGUAAAAACGUCGCUGUACGCGGAAACAAGAAAUAUAACGAAAACAAAAUAGAGAAUUGGUUUUUAUCUAAAAUAUAAUAAUUUAACCUAAUCGCUACGGUAUAUAAAUUAAUUUUGUAUACAAUAUAAUGGUCAUAGUCUUUUGUGGAAGACGGUAUGGCAGGAUUUUUUGAUUAGGAAUAUCCCGGUGCGAAAUUCUCACGUGCAACCGUCAUAAUGCGACGUAAAAUAAGUAUAUGCUAUACUCUUGUCUGCAACGUUGCGCGAAAGGACUUGCCCAAUCGCAAAUAAAGUUACAGUUGACAGACGUACACCCGGCGUCUCGGAUUCCGGCAUAUUCGGAAUCCAACGAGUCGAGUGUGCGUCAUGCAUGUACACACGUGAUUACAGGGUCUACUUCUAGAAAUACGCAAGUGCGUGCCAAAAUUGUUUUAGUUCGGCAUAUGCGAGUGUAAAGUUAUAACAGAAACGAUCGUUAAAUCUAAGGUACGUGAGCAGCAAAAAAACAAAAACAAAAAAUAUGAAAAUAAUAA